Bolinopsis microptera is the source of this 1371-nucleotide messenger RNA. RefSeq names its product procathepsin L-like. Gene Ontology annotation, molecular function: cysteine-type endopeptidase activity. The transcript is spliced from 7 exons. Gene Ontology annotation, cellular component: lysosome. Bases 52 to 1269 code for a protein of 405 amino acids. NCBI's taxonomy places the organism in Eukaryota, Metazoa, Ctenophora, Tentaculata, Lobata, Bolinopsidae. The record is from RefSeq and is a predicted model, not a curated record.
UAUUUCCAGAAUAUUGUUAAAUUGUUAUCAGUCCGAAACUAACUACUAAAAAUGUUCAGCAAGAUGAGACUCUCACUGAUUCUAGCACUGAUAAUUGCAUCAGUUCUAUCUGAUUCUACACAAGGUAACAUCGUCAAAAGAUACCUCCAAUACCUACGUGACGAAGGGAAACUAGCCGGACGACUGACAAACUCUCAAAACCUUAAAACCCGCCUGAGUCUCUUCAAAACAAACGUGAAACUAGUGGAAGAUCACAACGCCAAACACAGCUCCUACAAACUUGAGAUAAACCGUUUCUCGGAUCUGUCUGACGGCGAGCUGGCUCAAUACCAUGGUCUGAACGCCUCGUUAGUUGUGGAGGAGGAGGAUGUACUGACUAGUUAUACUUCACCACUUCUUCCAGUGUCUGUUCCAGAUGCAGUGGAUUGGGUCGCUCAAGGUUACGUGACCCCUGCUAAGGAUCAAGGAAGAUGUGGAUCUUGCUGGGCGUUCGGAUCAAAUGUUGCUCUGGAGGGAUCCCACAAAAAGGCGACUGGAGUACUGAAAAACUUUGCAGAGCAGGAGUACCUGGACUGUGUCUUCACAACACGAGAUGGUUGUACCGGUGGAGCCGCCCACGUGUGCUUUGACUUUAACAAGAGGACUGGUCACAUGGCGAGCCAAUACGCAUACCCUUAUACCGCCACUGAUGUAGACAGGAGUGUGUGUGACCUGACAAAGUACAAGAACAGUUUAAUAGCUGCUAAAGUGACAAGUAGAGUAAACUCCCGACACGUGGAAACAGAGGAGAACACAAUAAAACUCUUAUCUAUACAACCUGUUACUUUGUUUAUUGAGGCUACCCGGACACUUCACCAGUACAAAGAAGGUAUAUUGUUGGACAGGACCUGCUGGAGUGAAACAAACCACGCUGUAGCGGGGGUAGGGUACACCCCCCAAUACAUCAUAGUGAAGAACAGCUGGGGAGCAAGUUGGGGCGAGUCAGGCUUCUUCAAACUCAUGAGAGGUUGGAGUAACUGUGGGUUGUACCUACGGGCACAGUACCCUGUGAUGGAGCCAAAUGGAGAGAAGGAGACUGAGGAGGGAGCCAAGCAGGCACUGUAUGAUCACACCGCUAUUGUGGGGCCUGACCCUCCCAAACCAGACCCUGAUUGUGAUAACGGUUUCGGAGACAUUUACUGCAGCAGGAUGACGAGAUCGUCAUGUCACAGCCCUCAGAUUAGAAACGUGUUCUGCCGGAAAGCUUGCAACAAUUGCUGGCUCGAUUGAUAUUGUCAAUAAAACAUAAUGGAAAUAUAUUUGUUGAAGAAAAUUACGUGUUUUUUAAAAACUGAAUAAAUAUCCAUUUUUACAGAUUAUGACAUAUCAUAA